Messenger RNA from Anolis sagrei ordinatus, 2626 nucleotides. It is a transcript of the gene HSD17B4, whose product is annotated as hydroxysteroid 17-beta dehydrogenase 4. The record is from RefSeq and is a predicted model, not a curated record. NCBI's taxonomy places the organism in Eukaryota, Metazoa, Chordata, Lepidosauria, Squamata, Anolidae. Gene Ontology annotation, molecular function: oxidoreductase activity.
GCGCAGUCCUUCCUACCCUUUGCCCAACUUCUUCCCAGUUCUCUGUCAAUCUUGGCGACUUGAGGAGGCAGCAGGAUGUCGGCUCCGCUGAGGUUUGACGGGAGAGUGGUCCUGGUCACCGGGGCGGGAGGAGGUCUUGGUCGAGCAUAUGCACUGGCUUUUGCAGAAAGAGGAGCCUCUGUAGUUGUGAAUGAUCUCGGGGUUGACAUUAAAGGUAUUGGAAAAAACUCUUCAGCUGCUGACAAAGUUGUGGAGGAAAUAAGGGCCAAAGGUGGAAAAGCAGUGGCUAAUUAUGAUUCAGUGGAAGCUGGUGAGAAGCUUGUUCAAACAGCACUGGAUGCAUUUGGAAGGAUAGAUAUUCUGAUCAAUAAUGCUGGGAUACUGAGGGACCGUUCAUUCGUUAGGAUCAGUGACGAAGACUGGGAUAUUAUUCACAAAGUACAUCUGAGGGGCUCCUUCCUGGUAACCCGAGCUGCAUGGAACCACAUGAAAAACCAGAAAUUUGGAAGAAUAAUUAUGACUUCCUCGGGUGCUGGAAUAUAUGGAAACUUUGGACAGGCCAAUUACAGUGCUGCCAAACUUGGCCUUUUGGGUCUCGCAAACACCCUUGCAAUUGAAGGCAGGAAGUACAACAUCCAUUGUAACACCAUUGCCCCCACUGCAGGAUCCAGGCUUACCCAGACCGUUAUGCCUCAAGAUAUGCUGGAUGCGUUUAAGCCAGACUAUGUGGCUCCUCUGGUCCUUUGGCUUUGUCAUGAAAGUUGUCAAGAGAAUAGCGGAUUGUUUGAGGUUGGAGCUGGCUGGAUUGGAAAAUUACGCUGGGAACGAUCCCUGGGAGCCAUUGUCAGACAGAAGAACCAUCCAAUGACACCGGAAGAUGUGCAAAAUAAAUGGGAAAAGAUCUGUGACUUUGAUAAUGCGAAUCACCCCCGGACUAUCCAAGAAUCCGUCAGCAUGCUGAAUGAUGUGUUAAGUCAAAUAGAAUCUCAAGAUGUCUCCCCAAAUCCCACAAGCCACACUACAUCAGCAUUCUCCACAGGCAUUGACCCUACAAAGGCUAUUGGCCAGAAGAUGCCUCCACUCACCUAUGAAUACACUCAUUUGGAGCCCAUCUUGUAUGCACUUGGUGUGGGCAUGUCAACAAAAGAUCCAGACCACUUGAAGUUCCUCUUUGAAGGAAGUGAGGGAUUUUGCUGUCUUCCUAGCUUUGGAGUCAUACCAGCUCAGGCCUCCAUGAGUGCUGGCAUGUCUGAUAUUCCAGGCCUUGCAAUCGAUUUUACAAAGGUAUUACAUGGUGAGCAGUAUCUGGAAAUAUAUAAGCCAAUACCUACAUCAGGAAGACUAAUUUCAGAAGCCACUGUUGCUGACAUUCUCGAUAAAGGCUCAGGAGCAGUUUUACUCAUAGAUGUCCACACAUAUUCUGGAAAGGAUCUGGUAUGCUACAAUCAAUUCGCUGUGUUUGUUGUUGGAGCUGGUGGUUUCGGUGGAAAGCGCUCAUCUGAGAAAGGCAAAGGGACAGUGAAUCUGCCCAACAGACCACCGGAUGCUGUAGCCACUGAUGUCACUACAGUAGAUCAGGCUGCUUUGUAUCGACUGAGUGGGGAUUCAAAUCCUUUACACAUCGAUCCGAGUUUUGCUGCCCUUGGAGGAUUUCAGAAGCCCAUCUUGCAUGGUCUUUGUUCCUUUGGAUUUGCUGCCAGACAUGUUUUGAAACACUUUGCAAAUAAUGAUGUCACCAAGUUCAAGGCAAUUAAGGUGCGUUUUGCAAAACCAGUUAUUCCAGGACAAACCCUGCAAACUGAGAUGUGGAAGGAAGGGAACAGGAUUCAUAUUCAGACCAAGGUCAAAGAGACUGGGAACAUUGCAAUUGCAGGAGCAUAUGUGGAUUUGACAUCAACCUCUGACCAGCCUUCAGCUAAGCAGCCUUCAGCUAAGGGAGCAGGGUUGCUGAGCGACCUUGUGUUUGAAGAAAUUAGUCGUCGCAUCAAAGAGGAUGGAAAUCAGCUGGUCAAGAAAGUAAAUGCUGUAUUUCAAUGGAACAUCACUAAGGACGAAAAGACUGCAGUGCAGUGGACCAUAGACCUAAAGAAUGGCUCUGGGGAGGUGUAUCAAGGGCCGGCCCGUGGAAAAGCAGACACCAUUUUCACCGUGUCGGAUGAAGACUUUUUGGAUGUGGUACUAGGCAAGACAAACCCACAAAAGGCAUUUAUGUCUGGUAAGCUAAAAGUUAAAGGAAACAUCAUGCUGAGCCAGAAGCUGGGGACGAUACUCCAACAAUAUUCGAAGCUGUGAAUUCCCUCUUGGAUUGAGCUGGCCUGUGAAGAAGAAAGGAGACAUUUCUUUUUCAGAAUAUCCUGAAAUCUUAUGCAAAUCUUCCAUUACAUAACAUCUGACUUUAGACUUUAUUGCUAACAUUCAAGUUGCCUUGAUUCUUGCCGAUUCAGGUAGUUGGUGUAGAUGCAGCGGGUUAACAUGAUAUUGACCUCCUUUUCUCUUCUUUCUUCUGUGUUGAAAGUUUUGAAGCCUUUUACUUGUUCUUGAGACCUUCUUCCAGUUAAAACGCAUAUAGGUAAGAUAUUUCUGUAUGAAAUGAACACUUCAUUAAAUAAAACAUACUUUGAUAACA